Messenger RNA from Leguminivora glycinivorella, 1415 nucleotides. RefSeq lists its product as uncharacterized. The transcript has 2 exons. NCBI's taxonomy places the organism in Eukaryota, Metazoa, Arthropoda, Insecta, Lepidoptera, Tortricidae. The record is from RefSeq and is a predicted model, not a curated record. The coding region runs from base 34 to 1293 and encodes 419 amino acids.
UUUAUUUUAAACUAGCUCAAAUAGUCGAUAAAUAUGGCACAAUUUACAUUUGAAGGCGAUUUUGAUAUCCUUGCUGAUCCUCAAAUAAAGCUAGUUGAAAGUGUUCUCCAGAAACGUGGAUUUACAAAUGGAAAAGUUAUUGUUGAACCUGUGGGUCAAAAAGGUGAUAAUUACGUUGCACAUGUCAAGAGAUUCAUAUACGAAGCGGAAGAUGGAACUUCAUUUAAGAUGAUCGGAAAGGUUGCACCCGUAGCCGAACAAAUAAGACUACUCAUGAAUACAGUAAUUAUGUUCAACAACGAAAUUACAAUGUAUAGUCAAGUUUUGCCUAAGCUUGAUGAAAUACAGAAUACAGCCGUCGCCACUGAAGAUGAAAAAGUAAGGUUUCCAACUUGCUACGGGGUCGUGGAUGAGGCACCGUACGAAUUUAUCUUGCUUGAAGAUUUAAAAGAAGCAGGUUUUGAGAUGUUGGACAGAAUGGAACCCUUAAGCAAAGAUGGUAUCCGUUUAGCUAUUAAGGAUUUGGCCAAAUACCAUUCACUUUCUUAUGCGUUUAGAAAUUCUGAACCAGAAUUAUAUGAAAAUUACUCAAACAGACUAUUGAAUAUGUGGGCCAUUAUGGCAUCGGCACCUGAAACAGAGCAGUAUUUUGAAGCGCUUGAGAACGAUCUUAUCAAUAUGAUACAAAAUGUUAGUGAUAAGUACAAAAACGUUUUAAAAGGGGCGCUUUCACAGCUUGCUCAUUUUGCCAAGAAAAUUCAAAAUUACGAGAAAGGUUCAAAAUAUUCUAUAAUUCAGCAGGGUGACUGUUGGAUUAACAAUAUCUUAUUCCGGCUUGAGGACGGCAAGCCAAUCGACAGCGUGAUGAUUGAUUACCAGCUAUCAAGAGAAAGCAAUCCUGCUUCCGACCUUCUGUACCUUCUAUUUAACUGCACUGAUCACGCCAACCGAAAGCAGCACUAUGAAGAGUGGAUCGACUAUUACCAUGAAAUGCUCGAUGACUCACUAAACCUACAUGGUCUUAAAGCCAACAGGAUAUUUCCCAAAGACCAACUCGACGCAGACCUGAGAAGAUACGGCAAAAUGAUGGUUAGCCUAGGACUGGUGCUCUCAUCGAUGUUAGUAAGGGAAUCUAAAGAUGUAGUAGAUAUAAAAGAAAUGACUGGUGAUAACGUGGUGGAAGAUGCAAAGGCGCUGAUGAACUCCUCAACGAUGGAUGUUGCGACUUUAGGCAGGUUGAAAGAAAAAAUUAUUGGUAUUUUGGAUUCUGCUCUUGAAUUUGGACUAAUAUAAGUUUUGAUCUUAACUAAGUUAAAUAGUUUUAUUAUGACUACAUUAAAAUACAAUUCUGUACAUAAAAAUACUUUAUGUCCCCUUAGAAAAAAAUUAAAAUUCAUAAAUUCUUCUUCUUCUUA